CGAUGCGCGCGUGGAGAAAAGGAUAUUGCGCCGGACCGAACCGCAAUCUACCGGCCAUUAUUUUUGCCCCAUCCUGGGUGCAUGUGUGGGGUAUGUCUAUGUAUGCAUGCAUGUGUGUGCGUUCUCGUUCCGUUUACCCGUUCGAUCUAAUUUCUCGCGGAGGCAAAUGAUCUCCGGCGCGUUAUACGGGGGCUUCUUCUUCUUCUUCUUCAUCUCUCGAGAGCCCGCUCCGGCAACGAGUCUAGUUUUGUAAACCGGCAUUUUCCGGAAGACUCGGCUCGCGCGCUGAAACCAAAAAUCAUCAGAGCAGGUCCGGCCGAGAGAAAAGUCCGCGGUGAUUAGCCAGCCGGCGCUACGUUGCGCGGAAAGAGAGAGAGAGAGCAGGUUUGGCGGGGCCGCGAAAGGAGGAGAGACGUAGAUGAGCAGAGAUAAAGAGUAAGAGAGGAAAGGAGCGGUCCCCCGGCAAACGAGAAGCGAGCCGCGAUGCAUUCGCUCUACUCGCUAGAUAUAAAUACGCGACAGAGGGCAAGGAACCAACCACGCCUGCACCGGCAGCUACUGCCUAACGACACCGACACGCACACACGCGGCCCCAUUGUGAUAAAGCGAAAGAAGGAACGCUGGUGGACGGAGAGAAGGAGAGCCAAGCUGCUGCUGCUGCUGCGAGUUCGUUCAUGCGCCCAUCCGUGCGCUGCGAGUUCCGGACGAAUGUGGUCGGCUCUUUCUCUCUCUUUCUCUCGAAGACGCGCGGCCAAAUAUUGCAUCGUCGGAUAAAUAUAGGCAGUCGCGCACCGCGCCAGCCCUAACGCGUACUUUUCUCGGGCCGGCUACUGCUGCACUCGUCGAGAGAGAGAGAGAGAGAGAGAGUCGGCAUUCCUCUCCCGCGCGAAACGAUCGUUAAAUCCGUUCUUCGUGGCCGAGAACUUGGCGAUAACGAUCUCCAAACGAUCCGCGUGCGACGUUUUCUUUUUCCAAAUCGUUCCUAUAUGCGCUUCCCGCGUGUAGAGAGACCCCCGCGAGGGUAAACAGAAUUACAGCGUUCCGGAUGAUUAUUAUAUCGGGGAGAAUUGACGGGGCAAGAACUCUCGGCGAAAAAAAAAAAAAAAUGAAUCGCAGCUUCUCCCGGACGGAUAUUGCUCUCCGUGAUUCCGCGCGCUGGAAUAAAAUUUCAAUCGACAAUACAUAUUCGACGGCGCAUUCGCGACGAGUUUCGUUUAUAUAGAAAUCCAUCUCGAGGCGCGAUCGAAAUCCCUCGCGGAGAUUCCUCCCUCCUGUUUCCCUUUAUGCGACGGCGUUAUCUCAUCGCGGCGACGCAUUACAGACGAUAAGUUGUAAUCGGGUCAGUACAACGAUGCAUUGUAAAGCGCAUCGUCCGACUACGAACUCGCUCAUGAAUCUUCUCCGUCGAACGCGAUAUAUCGACGAUGCGUCCCGAAUCUCUCCCGUUUUACGGAACGCGACUUACGUAAGAGAAUGCAUUACCGUACUUUUCUUCCGCCAAUAAUAUAUAUAAUCGACGAUGCGCGAAUUCGCUUAUUUCGAAUUCAAGUAAGCGUCAAUAAUGCACAUUCGUACAUAUAUCGUUGAUUUUUUUUUUUUUUUUUUAAUUAAACACGCAAAUCAAAAAUCAGAUUCGAGGGAGGAUGACUCUUCCUUCGCGCGAGGAGAAACAGGAUACACCGAGGCACGCGAGACUGCACGAGUCUCUCGCCGGCUUUGUUUGGGCGCGCGCCGCGCGUCGCGAGGACGAGCACGUGGCCGCGGGGGCACAAUCAGUGAAAAUCAUCGGGUGCGCGGACAUUGGGUGGCGGGAAACGUGCGUGAUAGCGCGCGCGGCAGCCGCGGAGGGAGGCCCUAAUCAACCUGGCGCGCGUGAAUCUAACCCCACGCGAGAAACGGGGUGGGAGAGAGAGAGACGGUCGGUGGAGGGAUGCUCUCUCUCUCUCUCUCUCUUCGCCGCGACGAUCGGAGACGGUUAUCGCGGAAGUUCGGCAAUUAUAGGUGCCGAGUCGUCCUUUUUUCUCCCUCUCUCUCUCUCUCUCUUUCUUCCUCCGAUUUUUUUUCCUUCUCUCUUUUUUUUUCGCCGAGUGAUAUUGAUUUGGGAGAGGCAGUUCGUAUUCGCGGCACGAGCGUACCUUGUGACUCGCGGAGGCGAUGCCGCCGCCAGCCAGCGCGAUGCAUCACGGCGCAGCGCGCAUUGAGGGGUACAACAUCGCUGCCGAGAGAGGCUCGCGGCGGCGAGACGAAAGGCUGGACGGAGAGAGAGAGAGAGAGAGAGGGCCGGUCGUUCCCCUACGCCGAAUGACCGCCCCACCGCGCGGACCGUUCAUCCCCCGACGACGCGGUAUCAAACCCCUUCCACCGGUUCAACGAACAUAACUUCCUCGCUUCGCCUACUCCCGCCGACCCAUCCCCUCCCGCCGCGCCGGUCCUCGCCGGUCGUCUCGUUCUCCACCAUCGCCACCACCAUCAGCCUCCUCUCCAGGAACGAGCGUCGAAUUUCGCCAGCCCCGGUCUUCUCCGGCGAAUUUUGUCGCGACGUUCCGAUGCGUCGCCAGAGUUCCGAGAGAAUUUUGCCGAGGCGCCUUUGACAGCCGAUCAGCUGAUCGGCUGUCAUCCGGCGAGCGACUUUUAAUUAUGAAUUUAUUUGAAAUCUAAUCCGAUUGAUUCUCCCUCGAGUCUGUCAAACGUACAAUUUUGAUGAAAAAUCGAGCUAAUUCGAAGGUCACUUUCGCAUGCAAAAUUGUAAUUGUUAGAACCGCGUAGACGGGUGGAUGCAUCGACGAAUCGAAUCGCACGAACGAAUAAUGAGAAGAAAAGGGCGAGAAAAGUAUAAUUGACGGAGUCGCUCUCUUAGAACGAUAUUAGGCCCGCGGCAUGUGUCACGUGUCACUUUGUGACAGACUCCGCGAGUGUCCUUGGACAAGUUGGUCCCCUCCACCCUCCGUAUUUUGACGGGCCGCGAGUGGAAUAAGGGAAGGGGAGUUAGUUUGCCCCCUCGGAUGCAUCCACCCCUGCGACUGUCGCUACCAUCGCCGCCGCCACCUUCUCUCUCUCUCUCUCUCUCUCUCUAUACCAUCCCAAACCCGAACCAGUCCAGAAAUCCCCCACUCCGCACGCGUGUGCACCGCGACGGAAGCGGCAACGCCGCAGAACGCUCGCCAGUGUCUCGGUCUUGGCGAGUUACUCGGGGGCUCAGGCCGAGUCUACCGAGAUUGUGUCUACCGGCGCGGGUAACCCGAAAGCGAGUGUGGCGAGGAUUAAAGUCGCGGGCCGCUCUACGGCAUGCGGGACCGUCUCGCUGCUGUCUGAAGGCCGUACAGGAACGCACGAGGGACGGCGCGUCAACGAUAAGAAAAGUUUCACGGCGGAUCUAGAGCAGGAGGCCGACGCCGCCGCGACGACGACGACGACGACGACGACGACAAGACGAGAGAGAACGGCGAUAAAGGGAGGAGUGGACGACAGCAGGAGCACGCAUCGUCGUCGCGCGGUAGACGUAGGGAAGAGGAGGAGCGACAGGGACAGAACGGCCGACGAGACGGGCGCCGCGCGCUCGCACGUUGCCGCGCCGCGCUUCGAUAUAUCGCACCGCACGCGCGUCGUGAUCCGCGUAACACGCGCGUACGCACCGCGUCGUGAAACGCGACCCAUACAUAUUUAUAUGAAUACACGGUGACCCGCGCGCGGAGAUAAUACAGUGUAAAUGGCGCUCUCGGCGCAGAACCAGUCGACGUCGUACGUGAACUUGUAUUACUCGAUCGUCCAGCGCGCGGCGACGCGCUACUUUAAGGAAUACUACAACUCUGAUACUGGCGCGCCCUACGUAUUGUACAAAGAUAAUAUGGAGAGACCCCAGGGGCAGUGGGGCCCGGGGCCGGGAUCUCUCCAGGACGGCGGACUGUAUCCGCAGCAGCAGCAACAACAGCAACAGCAGCAGCAACAGGGUUCCUCUUCGUCGGGGAGUCCACAGCAGGCCUGUGGUCCUCCCGUGGAGGGUAGCGAGAACGGUCCCCCGCCCUCUUUAGCAUCGCCUGUGCCCUCACCGUAUCCCUCGGCGCCUCCCGAGCCUCAGUCCUUGACUCCACCGGACGAUGACAUACAAUCGAGUCAGGCAACAUCCCAACAACAGCAGCAGCAGCAGCAACAAACGCAGCAGCAAGUUCAACAGCAGCAGCAGCAGCAGCAACAACAGCAGCAGCAGCAGCAGCAACAGCAGCAACAAGUUCAACAGCAGCCGCCUCAACAGCAGCAGCAAACGCAACAACAAGAUCACUCGCCGCAGCAACAAUUGACUCCUCACGCGGAUGUGGACCGCAGCGACUGUUUCCCCGGUGCCGGGGAACUGCAACAGUAUCCGCAACAUUACUUCAAAGAGGCUCGGCCGCAUCCCUCGCCGUCCGUGCCACCUCAUAUGCUCACCCCCGGCGGCUUCUCCGCGCUGCACUAUCUGAAACAACCCGGGGUAAUGCUGACGUCCCUCGGCCAGGGCGACGGCGGGCCCGGCUUGGACGCGCAUCAGUACGCGAGUCCGGGCGCGCCCAACAUGGCGACCGGGCUGCCCGACAUCGUGCAGCAGAGCGGCAAAUCGUCCAAGUCCGGCAACAGCGAUCUACGGCUGUUCAAGUGUUUGACCUGCGGCAAAGACUUUAAACAGAAGUCGACUCUGCUGCAGCACGAGCGGAUCCACACGGAUAGCCGGCCGUACGGGUGUCCGGAGUGCGGCAAGCGGUUUCGGCAACAAUCCCAUCUCACGCAGCACCUGCGCAUACACGCUAACGAGAAGCCGUACGCUUGCGUUUACUGCGAGCGUACGUUCCGGCAGCGCGCCAUCCUCAACCAGCAUCUGCGCAUCCACUCGGGUGAGAAGCCAUACCAAUGUCCGGAGUGCGGAAAACACUUCCGUCAGAAGGCGAUCCUGAAUCAGCACGUCCGCACACACCAAGACGUGAGCCCGCACCUCAUCUUCAAGAACGGGAUGACACCGACUCUCUGGCCGCAGGACGUUCCCUUUCCGCCCGAGGAAGGUAAGGAAGAGGUAGCGUCGACGUUCGGCGACACGGACACGCAGUCGGGCGCGUUCAGUCCGGCGCCGGACGCCAACUCCAUCCAGUACCCCGCUUACUUCAAGGAUCCGAAAGGCGGCAAUCACACGGUCUUCGGCGCGGGCGGUCCGGGCAGCUUCGGCGCUCUGCAGUACAUCAAGCAGCAGGGCGGCACGAAGAGCUGUCUACCCGAUGUGAUACAGCACGGCCGUUCGGCCGGGAUGCCGCUGUACGUGCGCUGUCCGAUCUGCCAGAAGGAGUUCAAGCAGAAGUCGACCCUGCUACAGCACGGAUGUAUACACAUCGAGUCGCGGCCGUAUCCGUGCCCGGAGUGCGGCAAGAGGUUCCGCCAACAGUCCCAUCUAACGCAACACUUGCGUAUCCACACGAACGAGAAGCCGUACGGUUGCGUGUACUGCGGGCGCAAUUUCCGUCAGCGCACGAUCCUGAAUCAGCAUCUGCGCAUUCACACGGGCGAGAAGCCGUACAAGUGUCAGCAGUGCGGCAAGGACUUCCGUCAGAAGGCGAUUCUAGAUCAGCACACGCGCACCCAUCAGGGCGAUCGGCCGUUCUGCUGCCCGAUGCCGAACUGCAGGCGGCGUUUCGCCACCGAGCCCGAGGUGAAGAAGCACAUCGACAACCACAUGAAUCCGCACGCGGCCAAGGUGCGUCGGAACUCGAGCGGCGACACGAAGCCGCCCGGCACGCCCGCGGGUCUGGGCCCGGUGCCGGUGCCCCGCGGUACCCUCACGCCCACGGUCGUCAAGCCGGAGCUCUACUUCCCGCAGUGCUACGCGCCCGCGUUCAAUCACCAGCCGCCGGUGUCGACCGCGCAAUUUCCCGGCGCCCAGGCGAACGGGGUAUCCGUAACCGGCGAAUUCAAGCCGCCGACCGGUCUGCCGCCGCAGUGACUAACCGUCCAUCCUGCCGCCUACUAGCAAGCAGGAAUCCCCGCGCUGAGGUUUCAGCGCUGCUUCGGCCCGGCCGCCGCGUUGGAGGCCGACGCGACGUCGAACGCGAUCGUCGCCGCCGCCGCCGCCGCCGCUGCUGCCGCCGCCGCCAACAACCGAUGCGGCCAGCAGCCGAUCCAGCAACACUACCCGUGACUGAUUUAUCACUGUGCAUUUACUAGGGUUGUCUUGUCUUGUUUUGUCUUGUCUUCUCUUCUUUGUUUUCGCCGUUUCACAACUCGCAGAGCCUCGGAACGCGUCGCCAGCUAGUCCCGGAACUCGACGGGGAGAACUCGGCGGUCGGUUUUUCCUCGCUCCUCUUGUUUUGUCGGAUCAUCAAGUCUUUCGAAAAUUCUAGCCACAAACGGAGAGGCGAAACGAAUCGAUUUUUGCGUUGUUUGGGAAGCAAGGGGAGGACAUCGAGUUCCCUCCUACAUAUAUUCGUGCGUAUAUCCUUGCAUUUUUGCUACCGAGUGGCAACACGAUAAUGCGCAAUUAUACUCGCUCAGGUAUAUAUUACUCGCGACGUUUUCUCGUUUACGGUAUCCGCGAGAUCGCGAUGCCAUGAUUCGUUACUUCCUCGCGAUUCGCUCUCUAUGAUAUAGCGCGUCGGAUUAAGAUUUCAUCUUCAAAGGAUUCCGUCAUUGUCCGCUACUGAUCCGCAUCGCCAAGCCGUCGAUCUCGCACGAGGGACGAGGAGAGGAGAACGUAUAGCUUCGGGAAAAACCGGCCGCCGCUCACCGUCGAGCCAACUCAUUAGCCAGAGACCAAGGUAAAGCGACCAACGAAGGGUCUCGUCUGUUUCUCCGUACGUAUUUUUUUUAUGAUUAAUCGAUCACACGACGUACCUUCUCGCGUUUCUUUCGAGGGAGUAAGCACUAGAGAGUUCGGGGCUCUUGUUUUCCCUCCCUCACCCCCCGCGAGGCGCGUAGGCGAAUUCUCGAAGAGAUUGACAAGAGUGUGUUCGCCGCAGUUCGCAGUUUCGUUCAAAAUACGCCACGUAUCGCCAAACGGGUUGAAGAUGUUCGAUUUCGACCAGACUAAAAUGAUUGUGAUACAAUAUUUAACUUGCCUAUGUUUUAAAAUGUUUCGCGAGAAUGAGAGGGAGAGAGAGAGAGAGAGAGAGAGAAA
This is a messenger RNA of Nylanderia fulva, 7126 nucleotides long. RefSeq lists its product as uncharacterized. Gene Ontology annotation, biological process: regulation of gene expression. Gene Ontology annotation, cellular component: nucleus. The record is from RefSeq and is a predicted model, not a curated record. Lineage: Eukaryota; Metazoa; Arthropoda; Insecta; Hymenoptera; Formicidae.